Lichtheimia ornata is the source of this 450-nucleotide messenger RNA. RefSeq lists its product as uncharacterized. Lineage: Eukaryota; Fungi; Mucoromycota; Mucoromycetes; Mucorales; Lichtheimiaceae. The coding region runs from base 1 to 450 and encodes 149 amino acids. The transcript is spliced from 3 exons. The record is from RefSeq and is a predicted model, not a curated record.
AUGAAACCCGACCACGACAUUGACUUGAACGAGUUGGUCAAUCAGUUAUCCUCCCAAGUUCAUGGUUGUCUCGAACGUAUCCUGAUAGAGCCACAGCAGCCGAAACAAGAUGAAGAGCCCAAAUCCCUCGAAACAUAUACCGACGAGCUAAAGACGACCGCCAUGGCAUUGGAAAGACAACUCAAAGAUGUUCGGCUACGUUCAUUAGGGGAUAGAAAGCUUGCAGUAAAUGAAUCGAUAUCACUCUUGAAACGAGAUAUUGAAUUGAAGCAGAAUGCUAUCGACAAAUAUGCCAGCAAACUUGAUCAAUGGAGCAAUGACCUACCAGUACUCGUCGCAAAGAGCAAACAAGUAGUAUUACAUAGGACAGAUGGGAAAGAUAUCGAUGACAAGAAUGUACAACAGCAGCAAAAGAAGGAGGAGGAUGAGGAGAUGGUUGAAGAAUUAUAA